AUGGCCACAAAUACACACACCACCUUAACAAAAACAAUUACAACCUACUUCACCUCCAUCGACGCGUCCGACCUCCCCACCACCAUCUCGCUCCUCGCCCCCACCGCUACGUUCACCAUAGUCACAGCAGCCAACACGACCUUCACGGGCCGGGACGCUAUCCACACCAUGCUGGCUGAUUUUGUCGCCCGGUCUAGCUCAAUAGAACACCGUGUUCUGAGCAUGGUUGUGGAUGAGAAGGCGGGUAAAGUUGCCACGCAGCAGCGGUAUAUUGGGAAGCUGAAGGACGGGACGGAGAAUGAUAUGCAUAAUUGUAAUUUCUUUGAUGUGGAUGAGGAGGGGAGGAUUGAGAAGGUGGUGGUUUGGAUGGGUGGGGGGAGUCCGUUGAAGUAG
Aspergillus welwitschiae is the source of this 393-nucleotide messenger RNA. Its product is annotated as nuclear transport factor 2 family protein. The record is from RefSeq and is a predicted model, not a curated record. Lineage: Eukaryota; Fungi; Ascomycota; Eurotiomycetes; Eurotiales; Aspergillaceae. The transcript has a single exon. Bases 1 to 393 code for a protein of 130 amino acids.